Strongylocentrotus purpuratus (purple sea urchin) is the source of this 1538-nucleotide messenger RNA. Its product is annotated as UDP-glucuronosyltransferase 2A1. NCBI's taxonomy places the organism in Eukaryota, Metazoa, Echinodermata, Echinoidea, Camarodonta, Strongylocentrotidae. Gene Ontology annotation, molecular function: UDP-glycosyltransferase activity. The transcript has 6 exons. The coding region runs from base 108 to 1538 and encodes 476 amino acids. The record is from RefSeq and is a predicted model, not a curated record.
GAAUGCUAAUCUUUUUUGUAGGGAUAUAUUAUUACUCGAUCUCCGACAUUGGUACAUCAUUCAUAUCUCGAUCUGUUAACAACCCGAGUUCCUCGGGGAGCAGUUGAAUGGCGAAUACAUCACUUCUGCCGCGGAGACAAAGUCUGGUCCCGUUCAUAUGUUUCUGUGUUAUGAUUUUUACCCUACCUUCAAGCCAGGGGGGCAACGUCCUCAUCACCACAAGUCUGGGGGAAGGUUCACAUUAUUUUGUUGGGAAGACGAUCGGAAAGUACCUGGUGAAACAUGGUCAUAAUGUAACGAUGCUAGUCAGCAAAGCUUAUGCUCAUCGGGCUGAAAAUCCAGAUGACGCGGAACUGAAUUUCAUCGUUUUUCAUCAGUCAGCCGAGCAGAUUGAGUCAGUGAAAGAAAGACAUUUGUCCUACUCAAAGAAUGCACUAGAACCGAGUGGCGCGGCGUACUUGUAUAAACUCAUUCAAGCACAUCGGAAGGGGGCCGCCGACGACUGCGAUGAGCUCCUCGGACAGAACCCCGACGUCAUGCGCCGACUCGAAGAGGGGAACUUCGACGUGGUCGUCUACGACAUGAUCUGGUUGUGCAGCUUGAUGUUGGCAAUGAAACUGAACGUGCCCGCUGUGUUAUCCUCCCCCAUGGCUGCCCCGACGAUGCUCUCCAUGUACGCGGGAAACCCCGUGAAUCUGGCCUACACUCCCGAUGUAAUGAAUGGUUAUAAUAACAAAAUGACAUUCUUCCAGCGUGUAAACAACGUGAUUGCCAACCGAGUUUUAUAUUCGUUAUUGGAGUACCAUCAUGUACCGUACAAUAGUAUCAGAGAACGACACCAGAUCAGACCGGAUUUAUCCGGUUCUAUCGCAAAUUUGGUCGGGACCUAUACCGAUCUGUUCCUGGUCAAUCUGGAUUUCGCCGUCGAGUUCCCGCUCCCGCUCAACCCGAACAUCAUCACCAUGGGGGGCAUCACGGCCAGGCCGGCAUCAUCUUUACCAAAUGACUUGGAAGCAUUCAUGCAAUCUUCUGGCGAUGGGGGCGUCAUCUUGUUCACUCUGGGUUCCUACGUCACGCAUAUCAAGCCGGAGUUCCUGGAGCCGUUCGCAGAGGUCUUCCAGCGAUAUCCGCAGCAGAAGAUCCUGUGGCAGUUGGCAGGUGAACACAAGUUCAAACUGCCGCCGAACGUGAAGACGAUGCCGUGGCUGCCACAGAAUGAUAUCUUAGGUCACCCAAAGACGCGUCUCUUCAUCUUCCACGGUGGCAACAACGGGUUCUACGAGACCGUGUACCACGGUGUACCUGCCAUCAUAAUACCCUUGACCGGAGACGCCAUCGACCAAGGGGUUCGACUGAAACACCACGGUUUCGGUAUCGUCCUUGACAAAACCAAUGUGACUGUGGACAUCCUGCGGGUCGCCAUAGAUGCCAUUCUCAACAAUGAUAGUUAUUCCGAGGCGGCAAAACUACUGUCCUCGCGUCUACGAAGCAGGUCGAUGCAUCGGGUGAUCGCGCUGCAUUCUGGAUCAACCACGUGA